AAUUGAUAUGCUUCAAGCGAAUUGAACUUGAAUACAUUCGUUUUUAAUCUCCGUGAAAGUGAAUUGAAACAGGUCCGGAUUUACUUCCUUUUGAUAUUGUUGUAAUAAACUCAUUGGAUCUGAUAUCGAUAAAUGGAGCCGUCACUGGAAGCCAUUGAACAAUAUAUGUUCGUUAAUCAGCACUUGCUAAUAGCAGACUUUUUACAGAACAUCGAGAUAAUGUGCGUUGUACUCAAGCCAAUUAUGUACAAUUUUAAAAUGUGGGUUUUCUUGAUUGUUUUGCGUUAGUAUCAGCUGAUUCUGUGAAGAGUUGGUUCGCUUGUUAGCAGAAUUUGCUUUGUAUAAUUUAUAGUGUAAAUUUCCAUUGUGAUUACAUUCUCACUCACAUUUUCAGAUACUUUGCAGCACUCAGUAAGUAUCGAGGAAUAAGUAGGUACACUUAGAGGUCCUUAUCCUGCUGCUUCAAAUACAGUUAAUUCGUAUCAAAGCACAAUGGACGACUACAAAGCAAAUAAGACAAAAAGAAAGAAGAACCCUCUAGAUAACAGUAAUAUUUUUUCUUCAGUACUAUUUUGCUGGUUGUUACCUUUAUUCGUGAAAGGUUUUAGAAAAAAUUUAACGGAAAACGAUCUCUACGAGCAUCGACGCUCCCACGAUUCCAAUGUACUAGGCGAUAAAUUGGAACAACAAUGGAUAAAACAGACGAAAAAAUCCAAAAAUCCUUCCUUAAUAAAAGCGAUAGUGAACGUAUUUUUUACAGAAGUUGUGUUAAUCAAUAUUGUGGUAAUAAUGGCGGAAGUUAUAAGGAUUUCGCAGCCCUUCCUUAUCACCAGCCUGAUAAAAGUUUACGAAGCCAAUCGAGCCAAUGAAGACAAAAACGAAGUUUACUUUUACGCAGCUUUAAUCAUUCUAACAUCAUUCAUCGCUUGCAAUUUAGGCCACAAUUUCAGUUUAAUGCUCUUACAACUAGGUAUGAAAUUGAGAUUGUCCUGCAGCUCAUUAGUAUACCGAAAAUCUCUAAGGCUCAGCAAAUCAGCUUUGGUGGAAACGACCAUCGGACAGAUGGUGAAUUUAUUAUCAAACGACGUGGGCAGGUUCGACAUCGGUAUAUUAUUUUUCCACAACAUUUACAUAGCUCCAACGGAAACUCUUGUUGUUAUGUACUUGCUCUAUAGAAACGUCGGUUGGACGGCAUUAUCCGGAGCUAUACUACUGCUUUUAUUCAUCCCCUUCCAAUCUUGGCUAGGGAAGAAGACCUCCCAGUACAGGUUAGGAACAGCUAUAAGAACUGACGAAAGAGUAAGACUCAUGAACGAAAUCAUAGCUGGAAUACAAGUAAUCAAGAUGUAUACCUGGGAAUACCCUUUCGCUAAAUUAGUGGAGUUUGUUAGAAUGAAAGAAAUGAAAUAUAUUCGAUACACCUCAGUAAUACGAGCUAUAUUAAUGUCCUGCAUCCUGAUGUUGAAUCGUUGCGCCAUAGCAGCUAGCAUUUUGGUGUACGUUCUAACCGGCAAUUCGCUAACUGCUACCUACGCUUAUACGGUAACAUCCUACUACAGGUUGCUCUACACCAUCACCAAUUUCUUCCCUACCGCUAUAUCCCAAGCAGCGGAAAUGUACAUAUCGACGAAGCGAUUAAAAACUUUCCUGAUGUACGAUGAAGUGCAUUACGAAAACACCCGAAAAAAAUCCACCGAAAACGGGAAAUCGCCUUACAUAGAAAUGACAAACACCGGCAAUCAUUCGGGCGUUUUCAUCAAAAACGCUUCGGCGAAAUGGUUGAAAACUUCGCAAGAAAACAGCCUGCAAGAUAUAACCAUGGAGGUAACAUCGGGAAAACUCGCGGCUGUGGUAGGAGCAGUGGGUAGCGGGAAAACCACCCUUCUGCAUAUCAUAAUGAACGAACUGGAGCUGGUGUCCGGUUCGGUUAGAGUCGAGGGGAUAGUCUCGUACGCCUCGCAGGAGGCUUGGUUGUUCGGCGGAACGGUCAGACAGAACAUUCUCUUCGGCCAGAAAUUCAAUCAAAAGAAAUACGACGAGGUGAUUAGGGUGUGCGCCCUUCGGAGGGACCUCGCGCUGCUGCCCUACGGAGACAGGACGCUGGUAGGGGAGCGAGGCGUCGCUUUGAGCGGCGGCCAGAAAGCUAGAGUGAAUCUAGCCAGAGCUGUAUACAAAGAAGCCGAUAUUUACCUGCUGGACGAUCCCUUAUCGGCGGUCGAUACUCACGUAGGCAAGCAGUUAUUCGAAGACUGCAUUUGCGGGUAUCUCAACAAAAAAUGCGUUAUACUGAUAACGCACCAGUUGCAGUAUUUGAAGAAUAUAAAAAAUAUUUAUCUGCUCAAAGACGGUAAAGUGGAGGUGUCCGGUUCUUACGCGAAUUUGAAAAAUUCUAACAGUGAUUAUAGUAAGAUUGUGGCGGAUAUAGAAGAGGAAGAGGAGGCGACUAAGAGGAAAUCGGUCAAGCUCGCCAGUCAGGAAAAACUCGACGAGAAUUACGAGGCGCAGGAAUUGCACGAGGAAGAAAAAGGAGUUGGUAAAAUAGCCGGUAGGGUGUAUUUGAAUUACGCGAAAGCCGGCGGUAACAAAAUCACAGGAAUUGUCAUAGCAAGUGCCUUUAUAAUUUGCCAAGUAUUGGACAGUUUGUCUGAGUAUUUCGUAACGUUCUGGGUAAAUAUCCAACAAACAAACAACCAAAACAAUUACUCUAAUAACACUGAAGAAUCUAACGCAACGUCACAAACGGAAAAUCCAUUUGAAGAUUGGUUGUUCACUCCGAUUUUCAUCGGCGAUUUAACAGCUCUGUAUUACGCGCUUUUAAUCGUGAUUUUAGUAAUUCUGAUACUGUCCAGAUCGCUGGCGUUCUACAAAUGGUGCUUGGACGCUUCGACAAAGCUUCAUAACCAAAUGUUCGUUAAUAUCGUCAACAGCCCGAUGAGAUUUUUCAAUACAAACCCAUCAGGAAGAAUUCUGAACCGAUUUUCCAAGGAUAUCGGAGCCUUGGACGAAACUUUACCGAUGUGCAUGUUGGACACUAUUCAAAUUGGUUUGUACGUUGCAUCUAUAAGCGUGGUAAUCGGUAGUUUGACUGUUUGGAUUAUGAUUCCCACUUUGGUAAUAGCAGUUUUGUUUUAUUUAAUGAAAGUAGUCUUCGUGCACACCACACGAGACAUAAAGAGGAUCGAAUCUGUUACGAGAAGUCCGAUUUUCACUCAUCUAUCGGCAUCCCUGCAAGGCCUCACCACCGUCAGAGCUUUCAAAGCCCAAAGCAUACUGAAGAGCGAGUUUGAUAAUUACCAAAACCUGAACAGCGCCGCGUAUUUUCUCUAUGUCGGAGCCAACAGGACGUUCGGAUUCUGGUUGGAUUUUUUGUGCGUAGUUUACGUUGCUAUGGUCAUUUUAGCUCUGUUGUUUGUCAAAAGCGAAACUUACGGUGGAAACAUGGGACUGGCUCUGACCCAAGCGAUGGCCCUGACAGGCAUGUUCCAGUGGGGCAUGCGCCAAUGGAGCGAGUUCGAGAACCAAAUGACGUCGGUGGAACGAGUCCAGGAAUACGCCGAUUUGAAGCCGGAAACGGACGAGAAGACCUUCGAACCUGCGGAGGCCUGGCCGGAGAGAGGCCAAAUUGAAUUCCGCGAUACGAGCUUAAGGUACUCCCCGAACGAUCCGUACGUACUGAAAAAUUUGGACGUCAUCAUAAGACCAAUGGAGAAGAUCGGAAUAGUUGGUAGAACGGGCGCUGGAAAGUCGUCCUUGAUUCAAGCUCUGUUUAGACUAGCGCCUAUAGACGGUGAAAUUCUCAUAGACGAUGUCGAUACGAAAACUAUAGCUUUAAAUAAACUCAGAUCGUCGAUUUCGAUCAUCCCUCAAGAACCAGUAUUAUUCUCGGGAACGCUCAGGAAGAACCUGGAUCCCUUCGACGAGUACCAAGACGAUAGUCUAUGGAACGCCUUAAAGGAAGUAGAACUCAAACACGCCGUGAAGGAGUUACCGUCCGGGCUGGACAGCAAAAUGGCCGAAGGCGGAUCGAACUUCAGCGUCGGUCAAAGGCAGCUGCUCUGCCUAGCCCGAGCCAUAGUAAGAAACAACAAAAUUCUAGUAUUAGACGAGGCCACGGCCAACGUCGAUCCGCACACCGACGAUUUGAUACAGAAAACCAUCAGGAGAAAGUUCCACAAUUGCACCGUACUCACCAUAGCCCACAGGCUGCACACCAUUAUGGAUUCGGAUAAAGUCAUCGUGAUGGACGCCGGCGAAAUCGUCGAAUUCGACCAGCCUUACUCGCUAUUGCAAAACCACGAUGGCGUAUUUUAUUCCUUAGUAAAGCAAACGGGUAAAGCUACAGCGAAGCACUUAAUCAGUAUUGCCGAAAAAAGCAAAAAAUGUUCAUAGUAAAUACUUAGACAAAUUAUUAUUUCUUAUACUACCAAUAUUGAUUAAAUACAAUAAUCAAAACGUAGUGUAAAUCAUUUCUCACGAGUCGUGCUGGGGGAUAUUAAUGAACAUUUGGGCGUACAUAUGCCCGAGCAUCUUGACGUUCCUCUGCAUUAUUAUCCUUAAUGUAUUGGUGUAUAUUUCGGACGGUCGGGCGUUGAUAGGAUCCCUCCAAUGCACACCGUUUGUAUCGCAUCCAAAUAAAGCCGGAGAUGGAAUGUGGUCUCUCAUGUAGCACCAAAUGCAUUCUUUCAAAAUCGCCACGAUCUAAAAUUGUGCA
Messenger RNA from Phyllotreta striolata, 4711 nucleotides. NCBI's taxonomy places the organism in Eukaryota, Metazoa, Arthropoda, Insecta, Coleoptera, Chrysomelidae. The record is from the annotation of a GenBank genome assembly.